Molecule: messenger RNA, 1470 nt
Organism: Mucor mucedo
Lineage: Eukaryota; Fungi; Mucoromycota; Mucoromycetes; Mucorales; Mucoraceae
Product: 6-phosphofructo-2-kinase-domain-containing protein
Exons: 10
Coding region: 1-1242 (413 amino acids)
Biological process (GO): fructose metabolic process; fructose 2,6-bisphosphate metabolic process
Cellular component (GO): cytosol
Molecular function (GO): fructose-2,6-bisphosphate 2-phosphatase activity; 6-phosphofructo-2-kinase activity; ATP binding
Source: RefSeq, a predicted model, not a curated record
AUGGCAGCACAAUUAUAUGAGACCACAAGUGGUCGUUUGUUUCAUGCAGGUGCAGUUGCAGUGAUUACUGUUGGUUUACCAGCUCGUGGUAAGACUCAUGCCUCCAGAUCUCUUUGUCGUUACAUGCGUUGGCUUGGUGUCUCUACCAAAGUCUUCAGUGUUGGUAACUACAGAAGAGAACGUUUAGGCUCACUUUCUGAAGAUUGGUUUGAUCCAAAUAAUAGCAAGGCUACUGAAACUCGUUUGCAAGUAGCCGACGAAUGUCUUGAUGAUCUUAUUAGCUGGCUUCAAACAGGAGGUGGUCAAGUGGCUAUUUUCGAUGGCAAUAAUGUCACAGAAACCAGAAGAAAACAAAUUCACGAUAAGCUAUUAGCCAAUGAUAUCCAUCCUUUAUUCUUGGAAUUUAUUUGUAAUAAGCCCGACAUCAUUCUAGCUAAUAUUAGAAGUGUCAAAAUUUCGUCACCAGAUUAUGUUGGAUGGGAUCCAGAGGAGGCUGUUAAGGACUAUAAGCGCCGGAUUAAACAACAUGAAGAUAACUAUGAAACAAUAACAGAUACUUCGCUGCCUUUUGUUAAGAACAUGAACGCUGGCGAGCAGUUUAUUGUAAACAACGUGAUAGGAUAUCUCCAGUCACGUAUCGUAUAUUACCUCAUGAAUCUCCAUAUUCAACGUCGUACAAUUUAUUUCGCACGGUCCGGUCCUUCUCUGAACGAUAACUCUUAUAAGGCCGAUGCUAAUCUUUCUCUCGAGGGAGAACAAUAUGCCGAAAAAUUAAAGGAAUUCAUGUUGAACUAUCAUGAACAAAAAAAUGCCAGUAGGGUACCCGAUGAGCAACGUCCUUUAACAAUUUGGACGUCAACGCAAAAGAAGGCACUGGAAACAGCCAUUCCUUUUAUUAAUGCAGGUAUUCCUGUUAGACAACAAUCAGUCCUCAACCAGUUGAAUCCCGGUGAGUCUGAUGGUUUAUCUCCUGCUGAAUUAAAAGAACGUUUUCCUGAAGAAAUCGCCAAAGUUCGCGAGAACCCAUAUCGUCAUAGAUAUCCACGUGCAGAGUCGUACCAUGAUUUAGCUGUAAGAUUGGAAUCGGUCAUUAUGGAACUCGAACGUGAAAAGAAUGAUGUCUUGAUCGUAGCCCAUGAAACAGUAUUGCGUUGUUUGUAUGCAUAUUUGUUAGAUAGACCUGCAUCCGUAAGUUUUAUCAAUUCAUACACACAUGAUCCAUAUAUUAAUCCUCUUGAAUAGGAAAUUCCAACCAUUUCCAUCCCUCGCUACUGUCUUAUAGAAAUUACACCUUCGGCUUAUGGCUGCAAAGAAUCUCGAAUGGAAAUAAAUUAAUUCUUUUUAUUGUUUUAAAAAGCAAACCUGUGUCCUUUACGUUGCAUGUACAUAUAUUUAGAUCUACAUGACAAAUCUGAACGGCCAGUGUUUAAUUCCUUUGCGACAGUAGACCACAUACUCUGCUUAGACGAU